AUGUCAUCCUACAUCCCACCAUUUAUUGUUUCUGACUGCAGUCAAAGAGUCGCGGACAGCGAGGUUAUCAUUCCCACGAGUGAGCAGGUGUUGGAAAGACUUGCGCACGGCAAGCUUAUUGUUCCUAACUGUAGUGAACAGCUGUUUGAAGAAAUCACUCACGCAAACCCUUACCUUCGAAUGAACCUUAUUGAAGGCCAACUUGAAUUAAUGCCAGUUCUCAAGGAAACGAAUGCAAGAGAAGCAGAAAUUAUUGGACAACUCUAUAUUUGGUGUUGUGCCAACAGGAACCUGGUUGGACAAUUUGGUGCUUCCCAGGGUGCUUUUAGGGUGCCUAAUGGCAGGGGUGGCUUUAACAUUUUAGGUCCUGAUGCAUCUGUUGUACUUAGUAGUCCCAGAUGGAAUGCUUUCUUAGCUAACCAACCACCCAGACGACCCGGAGAAUCAAAUUAUCCCGAAGUAACACCUAAUUUCAUUAUAGGAAUAAGGUCCGAAAGCGAUACGGCCUUAGAUGUUGACCGAAAGAUGAAUCUAUGGAUGAGGGGAGGAGCCGAGGGAAGUAGACCAAUAAUGAUGA
Messenger RNA from Paraglomus brasilianum, 577 nucleotides. The record is from the annotation of a GenBank genome assembly. Lineage: Eukaryota; Fungi; Glomeromycota; Glomeromycetes; Paraglomerales; Paraglomeraceae.